UAUGUACAAUUUAUUUUUUUGCAAAGUCAGGUGAGCCGGAGUAAUCUUUACUUCUUUUAUUUGCACUUUAAUUUAUGCUAGUGGCUCACACGUGCGAGGUAUUCCAGGCUGAAAUAGAAGGAAAAAAAAGUCGUAUAUGAAAUGAAACGACUUGUAGCAUAGUUAUUGGUUUUUUCGUAGAGCAUGUUUUGUUCUAAUAAGCUCUGGGGCCCUCCAAAAAUCAAAAGCCAAGGCACAGGCGGGGAAUUUCAUCAUUUCAUAAUUUUUUCAUUCGUAUCCUAUCCAUCAGAGAGUGAAAGAAAACCUAGAGAGAGUGAGCGAGAGAGAGAAAGAGAAAGAGAAUGGGGCACACUAUUAAUAUUGAACACCAUCAAGCAACAGAUGGGUUGGUGAAUCUGUUCACAAAGGCGAGUCAUGAUCUCACAGUGGUUCAGCACCGGCUCGAAAAGGAGUUUCAACAAGUCUACCCUGACAACGCAAACCCGAUGAAGUUGGUGUCUAGGAUAAAGAAAGUACAGGAAGAUCUGUUGAUCUUGAAAGAGCAGUGUCGCGAGCUUCUAACAGCCAAACAGGACUUAAUUGAUAAGGCUCGGACCACUCUUGUUGGGAACAGAACUUUGCUGCAGCAGAUGCAAGCAUCUGUGGGCAUCAUCCCCCUUGUCAGCAAUUCUGAUGAUCCUGCAUUUGCUAAUUUCAACCAGAUUGUUGAUGAGUGGGCGGUUCAAGUCAGAUCAAGGACAGGUGAUGAGAAGCUUGGAUCGGAUUCUCAGGAUAUUAAUGAAUUACUUUUCUCAGCUAUAGUUUAAAGCAACUGAACAUCAUGAAAUAGUUUGGGUAUCAAGCAUGAUAGUUCAACCUCCAGACUCCUGAAGAUUAUGAAAUUAA
Quercus lobata is the source of this 885-nucleotide messenger RNA. RefSeq names its product spindle/kinetochore-associated protein. Gene Ontology annotation, cellular component: outer kinetochore; spindle microtubule. Gene Ontology annotation, biological process: mitotic cell cycle; cell division; chromosome segregation. Gene Ontology annotation, molecular function: microtubule binding. The coding region runs from base 342 to 806 and encodes 154 amino acids. NCBI's taxonomy places the organism in Eukaryota, Viridiplantae, Streptophyta, Magnoliopsida, Fagales, Fagaceae. The transcript has 5 exons. The record is from RefSeq and is a predicted model, not a curated record.